Messenger RNA from Neoarthrinium moseri, 1020 nucleotides. RefSeq lists its product as uncharacterized. The transcript has a single exon. Bases 1 to 1020 code for a protein of 339 amino acids. NCBI's taxonomy places the organism in Eukaryota, Fungi, Ascomycota, Sordariomycetes, Amphisphaeriales, Apiosporaceae. The record is from RefSeq and is a predicted model, not a curated record.
AUGUCUGGGCUUUUGGGAGGAAUUUUACCCGACGUCAGUCUGGGUCUGGGGUUGGGCGGUGGUGCAGGCACCACUGCCACGGAUGCCGCUUCAGCGACUGCUACGGCGGCCCCGGAUGAGAAGACCACAAACGCUCCUCCUCCUCCUCCGCCGCAGUCGAAGGCGACAACAACUCAGAACACGGCCCUGCCGGCGGCCACAAAUGAUGCCGGGGCAGUAUUGAACCCUGGUCAACCGGAUGAUAACGACACCAACGAUGACGCUACGACGACACGGGGUGGAAGGAAUGGAAACGGGGACGACAAUAAGACAGCCGCACCAGAGUCAACCACGUCUACCAGAGCCGCGGCCACCUCCGCCACUUCAACAGCAAAGCAGGCAACUCAGCCAACGGCUGCAACCUCUACUGCUAAUGCCCCAGCAGUUCUGCCAACGACUGCAAGCACUGCGAUCUCAACCAGUCAAGCAACCAGUGCACAAACCUCCCUCCCGUUGUCAAUCCCCACGGGUUUACCCACCACACUUUUGACCAGUGUCCUCCCUCCUCUGGAUGCCACCUCAAUCCUAGAUACAGCCCCUUUGACUAGCAUUCUACCCACAAGCCUGCUCCCGGACACAACCAGUCUUGCACUUGCCACCUCCACCCCGGCCGCCGUCGUCAGUCCGGACCCUGCGUCUACGAGUCUCGGUCUGCCGGACAACGGGAUCAGCCAGGCGCAGACGGAGAGCUCUGGCGGCAUGUCCAUGGGUGUGACCAUCGGCGUCGCCACGGCCGGUGGUGUGGGUGCCCUGGCACUGAUCGUGACCACCAUCCUGGCCUGCCGGCGGCACUGGCGUAAGCGCCGCAAUGCCAACGACGAGGCGCUCCAGAAGCUCGACGAGCUGUAUGAGCAGGGCAAGCCGACGUUCGAGGAGAAGGACACGGGCCGCUGGAACAAGGGGCUGGAGCAGUUCCACAGCGCCACGCGCCCCAACGAGCUGUCGGGCGAUUCGGCCAGCUUCAGAGCGUACAGGGCUUGA